ACUGAGGGUGGAGCAAUGCUAAGUGCAAUCUGGGAGACAGAGGGGCUGCAGACGGUGGGCAUUGUGGUGCUGGUGUUUGCUUCGAUCAAGCUGCUGCACCUUCUGGGGCUCAUCAGCUUCUCAGAGGACAGUGUUGAAGAUGAGCUUGAGCUAUCUGCAGUCCGCCAUCGCCCCGAGGGCCUGGAACAGCUAGAAGCCCAGACACGUUUCUCCCGAAAGGAGCUACAGAUCCUCUAUCGUGGCUUCAAGAAUGAAUGCCCCAGUGGAGUCGUCAACGAAGAAACUUUUAAAGACAUCUACUCACAGUUCUUCCCACAAGGAGAUGCUUCAACAUAUGCACAUUUCCUGUUCAAUGCAUUUGACACAGAUCACAACGGCUCUGUGAGUUUUGAGGAUUUUGUUAUGGGCCUUUCGAUCCUUUUGCGAGGCACUGUCCAGGAAAAACUCAACUGGGCUUUCAACCUUUAUGAUAUCAACAAAGACGGAUAUAUCACUAAAGAGGAAAUGCUGGACAUCAUGAAGGCCAUCUACGACAUGAUGGGAAAAUGCACAUACCCCGUCCUCAAAGAGGAGACGCCUCGUCAGCAUGUAGAAGUAUUCUUUCAGAAGAUGGAUAAGAAUAAAGACGGAGUGGUAACCAUAGACGAGUUCAUUGACUGCUGCCAAAAUGAUGAAAACAUCAUGCGAUCAAUGCACCUCUUCGAAAAUGUUCUUUAA
Molecule: messenger RNA, 717 nt
Organism: Toxotes jaculatrix (banded archerfish)
Lineage: Eukaryota; Metazoa; Chordata; Actinopteri; Toxotidae
Gene: kcnip4a
Product: potassium voltage-gated channel interacting protein 4a
Exons: 8
Coding region: 16-717 (233 amino acids)
Biological process (GO): regulation of potassium ion transmembrane transport
Cellular component (GO): voltage-gated potassium channel complex
Molecular function (GO): potassium channel regulator activity; calcium ion binding
Source: RefSeq, a predicted model, not a curated record